Messenger RNA from Emiliania huxleyi CCMP1516, 1399 nucleotides. RefSeq lists its product as hypothetical. Lineage: Eukaryota; Haptophyta; Isochrysidales; Noelaerhabdaceae. The transcript is spliced from 5 exons. The record is from RefSeq and is a predicted model, not a curated record. Bases 294 to 1307 code for a protein of 337 amino acids.
CCGCAAAUGCUGCCGCUCCUGGUGAGCGCCAGCCCGCGCCGCGUGCAGGGCGUGUCCGGGGCGCCCUCCCCCCGAGUUCCCCCGCAAAAUCCGGCCCGCGGUCGCGCGCGCGCUCCCGUCUCGCUGCUUUGGAGGAGUCUGCAGCCCCGGGCGCGCCCGCACGGCGAUUGCCGCCUCCACUCCAACCUCAUCCACUCUCACUCUGACAUUCUCUCCAGAGUCCUCGCGUCGAGCCCGUGGCGCCGGAGCGCGAGCCCCAAGCUCGGGACACAGCGGGACAUUGACGAUCUGCGAUGCCUGUGCGUGCAGGUGAUCACGCUGAGCACGGCGCCGGCGGUGGCACCCUUCCUGGUGCUCCAGAUGUCACGACCGAGCAGCUGCAGCAGAUCCUCCAGAGCGUGCAGGCCGAGCUUGAGCGGCGCGCGGCGCUGCAGCGCGGGGCGCCCGAAUCGAAGCGGAACUCGAUCUUGUGCGCCUCGGGCAAGGCGUUGCCCAGCGAGGCGGAGGUGCACGCAUGGGCGCUGCUCGUGCUGCUACAUGGCCGCGGCGCGGACGGCUCGUGGGUCGCCGUCCCGACGCUCGUCGACCAGUGGAUGAACGUCGUGCUGCUGCAGUCGAGUCGCUACAAGCAGUUGCGCGAGCGAUGGCAGCCUCCGACCGACGAUCCGGAGUGGCGUAACUUGGCUCUCGCCAAGGGCCUCGUCCCGUCCUUGCUCAGUCAAGCCGCCGCUCGGGCGGCGGAGCCGCUCGCCCACAUCACGCGCACGCUGGUGCAGCUCGAGGUCAUCGACCACGACGUCGGGCAGACCGCGCUCUCGAACUAUCUGAAGAACUGCCUCGCCAAGUCCAAGGGCAUCUCGGGCCCGUCGUACAACCCGGCCAACGGCUCCCACACGCUACACCGGCACAUCGCCGCGGCGGUGCCCGUCGCCUCGCUCCUGAAGGUGCGCGGCAAGGAGCUGCUCUCGGCGCUGCACCGCACGCGGGAGGAGCCCGAGGCGGCGCCUUCGUACACCGAGCUGCAGGCGAGCGCCGACGCGUCGGCGGCCGCCGCGCGGCGGGAGCAGCAGCGCUCCUCGCAGCUGAGGGCGCAGGUGAAGACGCUCCAGGAGGUCAGCGUCAACGCGGUGCGCAAGGAGGCGGAGCGCGAGGCGAAGGAGAAGGCGGACGCGACGGUGCAGCGCGUGCGGGCGAGCGCCGGGCAACCGCAGCAGGCGUGGCGGCUGAUGAGGCGGCGCCACAGGCGCGCGAGGCGCGCCCACGGCGCAAUGCACGUUGACUCUGCGGCACACACAUGCAGUGGAUAGCGAACACAUAGGGUGAUGCGAUACGGCGGUAGAUGGCCGAGGAUGCAGACGGACCGUGGUAUGUGUGUUGUGUACUUUAUAUGCUCAUAUUC